AAAAAAUAAGUUACUGUCAGACACUGUAUUUCUUGUUUUAAUUAAAUAUUUUAUCAGUUUUCGUUUCAGUUAACUCUAAUUAAAAUUAUUUAUCUCAUUAAAACGCCUAAUUAUAGACAAGAAAUUAUAUAACUUAUCAUAAUGACAUCGGCAUCGUCGAGUAGUGCUCGCUCGCUGUUCGCCGAAUCGAAACAACGUCUCGCCGAGCGAGUACAAGUAAAUAUGAAUAAUAUUUCAUCUCUAGCACGGCAAAUACAAAGAGGAUCUAAAUCAAACGAGCUCCUGACCAAAGCAGCAAGGGAGUUUGCAGGAACAGAGAACUUGAUGGAGAGCAGCGAAGAGAACCUCAAAAAGAUGCAUUUGAUAUCUGUACACAUGGGCUAUCAGUUUGAAAACAUACAGAAAUCGGCCCAAAUGUUAACAGAGAUUAAUGAAAAAGUUGCCUCUAUGCAGAGAUGAUGUGUCAUUUGAGAUAAAUUUAUGUAUUUACUAUGAAUAUAGAAUUGUUAUUCUAUUAUGAAAGUGUAGCUGUGUCUCUUGUUAAUUGCCACAUGUAAACUACAAAUAAUAUAACUAUAUAUGUUAUGAUGUGGUCAUGCACAACAAAAUGUCCAGACAUGUGGUGGAACCGAGUAGCUAGAUGCAUUGGUAAUUAAUAAACUUUGAAACAUACUUGACUUUGUGGAGAGAUUUACUGUCAGGUGCACCAUCUUCAUCAUCAUCACCAAUCAUGUUUGUUAUCAUUUAAAUUUAAUUAGACAGAAAUUAUAUAUAUAGGAUAGGGGUCAUAUAAGUAACUAAAACUGUGUAGUUUAAGUUAGUUUUGUCUACAAAAACAUUAUUAUUCAUAAACAAUUAUGUAAUAAGCUUUUUGCAAAGAAAUAAAUAAGUGGUAAAAUAAUAAAUGUGGCUAUUGAAGUGUUUGAAAUUAAGUUUACUUGAAUAAAUAUAAUUUCUGUCUUAUUAAAUUUAAAUGAUAAUAUUUGUGGAUAUUAGGAAGUACAAUGAUUUUAUUAAUGUUCCUUUG
This is a messenger RNA of Achroia grisella, 1027 nucleotides long. RefSeq lists its product as uncharacterized. Gene Ontology annotation, cellular component: BORC complex. The transcript has 2 exons. Bases 142 to 459 code for a protein of 105 amino acids. NCBI's taxonomy places the organism in Eukaryota, Metazoa, Arthropoda, Insecta, Lepidoptera, Pyralidae. The record is from RefSeq and is a predicted model, not a curated record.